AUGUCGCGCUGGGGGUUUAGAUGGUUUAAGCUUUUUCUCAACCCGUUCAAAAAUGACGAUUUCGAACAUAUCAGUGUACGUAUCUGCACCCUGGUGCUUCCAAUUUCCAUAUUGAUAUCCAGAUACAGGAAUCAGACCGCAGAUUGUAUAUCCUAGGUCGACUCGAGGAGGCCGAGCCAUCAGAAUGGUCAUGGGUUGUCGUGGUUGCGGGAGUUGGCUUUUUCACAGACGCAUAUUCUAUCUUUGCUAUAAAUAUGGUUAUCCCGAUACUGGGAAUAAUCUACUAUCCGGGGGCUCCCAAUAAUGGAAUAAUGACCGCCAGCCACGAAACAGCUCUCAGCGUUCUCACACUUGGUGGAUCGAUUAUCGGUCAAGUUGCUUUUGGGAUUGCUGCUGAUAUUUGGGGGAGGCGUAAAAUGUACGGACUGGAAUUGAUCAUCACUAUUGCCGCCACACUAGUAAGUAAUGAAACCGCUUUUUUUGACAAAUAACGGUCUUUUGACGAGGAAACUAGGGUUGUGUCAUGGCGUCUAACGGAGUUGCAAACUCUAUGUCUCUAAUAGUAUGGCUGAUGGUUUGGAGAUUUGUUCUUGGUAUUGGAAUUGGCGCUGAGUAAGUUGUCCCUCUAUUCAUGCAAUCAUUAUGAUUCUGGGAAUGAGAAAAAGCUCUUAUUAACCUCCUCUUUAGUUAUCCUUUGAGUGCGGUCAUUUGUUCCGAGUAAGUCUACCCAAUGAGGGGACUGAGCUUUUUUAACGAUGUUACAGAUUCGCUCCGACACGUCUACGGGGCAAGAUGUUGACGGUUGUUUUCAUGUGUCAACCUCUUGGUCAACUUGCCGCUACUUUAGUUACUCUGAUUGCAAUGGCAAAUCAAAAAAGCGGAAUCCCAGCUGACGCCAAGCGGGAUAACUGUAAUACUGAAUGUCUGAAAACACUGGAUUCCAUAUGGCGUUGGAUUAUAGGGGUUGGUGUUAUCCCAGCUGUCAUAGGUACAAUACCACAUCUCCAAAAAGUCUUGAUUCUGCCUCGAGCUUCAAAAUCUCAGCUAUGGUAACUAACAAAGAGCAGCAUUGUGGUUUCGCUUGACAAUUAUUGAAUCACCCCGAUACACCGCAGAUGUCGCUCGUGACAGUAAAAAGGCGGCUUCCGAAUUACAAGGAUAUCUCUUAUCACAAGCACAAGCCGCAUCAUCGACAUCUAUAGGUAUUGCCGGAAUGGAACACAAUGCACAUAGGCUAAGACGUACAACAUCUGGCAUAGCCUCCGUCGCUUCUGGAGAGCAACAACGUAUUUCGGGCACCUUUAGCGAGAACAACAACGCACGAGAAUUUGAUACGGCCUCGAACCGAACAUCGAUCGCUAGUCAACAGGACAGCAGAGAUUUGGAACCUGCAGAAGAGAGUAUACCACCGCCAGAGCCUUCCUGGCAAGAGUUCAAACAAUACUUCUGGAAGGAUGGAAAUCUCCGCACAUUGAUCGCAACAUCUUUUUGCUGGAUGGCUAUAGACCUACCUUUCUAUGGAUUGGGCAUGUCGAGUCCUCAUAUCAUCAAUGUCAUCUGGUACGGGAAAGAACCGAAGGACCAUUUUAUUUAUGACAUGAUCAUUAGCGAUGUGUGGCAAAGUCUGAUUGUCGUUUCUUUGGGAGCGAUAAUAGGAUGCUUAAUCACGAUUUUUACUAUCGAUAAACUUGGUCGAAGGACUAUACAGAUGAAUGGUUUCUUUUGGUUAUUUAUUCUUUUCGUGGUUAUUGGAGGCUCGUUUGAACACUUGUAUGAGAAUGGUGGAAAUCCCGCGAUUGUUGUUCUUUAUAUUUUAUGUCAAAUCUUCUUUAAUUUUGGUAAGAGACGAACUCCAGAUGCAAUUGCGGAUCAUGGUAACUGACAAUCACAAACAGGCCCAAAUACGACGACGUAUAUUGUAAGUGGGAACCUUGCGCUUUACAAAAAGACUUCAGAACCUCUGCUAAUUGUAGUCAGAUACCCGCAGAAUUAUUCCCAACUCGUUACCGGGGCCUAUCACACGGAAUCUCGGCGGCCUUUGGAAAGCUCGGUUCAGUCAUCGCUCAAUUGUUUCUCGCAUACGUCGACUACGGACAUGGGGGCACCAAGAUAAACAAAGACACAAAGAUCCAAAUCUGGCUCCGAAACUCGUUACUAAUGUCCGUCCCCCUUCCCACUCACUCAACCCUCGUUCUCGACCCGAAUGUAGCUAACUUUCUUCUGCAGCUUCUCCAGCUUCAUGCUCCUUGGUCUCUUCGUGACAUGGAAAUGGAUCCCAGGACAGGAACACGGCCCAGAUGGGAAGGUGAAAACGCUCGAGCAGUGGGAAGUUGGACGGACUACCCCCAAUGGGUUUUCGCAAACUAAAACUGCGAGGGCGGUGAGGAGGGUUUGGAAGGUGGCUGCGGGGGUGAUUGAGCUUGUGUAUUUGUUUCUGGAUAAGCUUGCUGGAGGGGAUGAGAAGGAGGUUAGGGAGUUGGCUAGGAAGAGGGAGGUGGAGAUGAGGGAUUUUGGGGAAGGAGUAAAUGGGAUUGGAAAUGGAAAUAGAAAUAGAAAUGGUGAGUGUUAGUGGGGUUUGGAUUGGUUUGGUGGGUUUGGCGAAAUGGGGGUUUGUAUAUAG
Hymenoscyphus albidus is the source of this 2620-nucleotide messenger RNA. NCBI's taxonomy places the organism in Eukaryota, Fungi, Ascomycota, Leotiomycetes, Helotiales, Helotiaceae. The record is from the annotation of a GenBank genome assembly.